AUGCUAUUCAAGUCCUUCUCAAGGCACCAUGCGUCUCUCGCUAAAACGCUUUUCGCAGCCUCAAACUCAUCCCAUCACCAUCAUCAUCAUCACAAUAGCUCUCACAAUGGCUCUUCGUUCUUCGUCACUACCUCCCAGCUUAAGCGUCAGCAAUCUCAGCUUGCUAUUCGUACUUCCAUCAGAUCAGACCGAAAAUCUGGUAAAAGCUACCGACCAGGAACUGACUCAAACCCUCACGCUUAUGCCUGCUUAGGUGGUAAUGCUUCUGCCUAUUCUACUUUAUCCCCUCUAACAACCCUUGACGAUGACAAGCGCAGAGAAGCUGCUGCAUCUAUCGCCAUUGUCCGCCAUAGCAGACAGCGUAGAUCUUCCACUGGUGGAAUUUUUUACACAGAACCUUUUUUCUUGACUUCUGAUUCUACUAUUAAUGCUAAUUCUUCCUCUUCUUCUUCCUCCGCGGCCUUUUCUCUUCAUCAACAAUCUUCUUCUUCUUCUUCUUCUUCUUCUUCUUCUUCUUUGGUCUUGACUUCUGGAAUCCGCUCAAGAAAUUUGGUCCCUUCAUCUACAAGACGUCGCAGAUACUCAACCUCAGUCUGCUCAUCAAUCAUCACCGUUCCGGCUGGCCCGAUUCAACCGUCACGCAUCAGUAACAGCAACAACCGUAACAAUACACACCGCUUAGUCCUUAAUCACAGACCUCAACAUAGAACUGUAGGACCCUCCAGCGCCCACAUCAACCACCAUCAUAAUCAUCACCAUUAUCAUCAUAUAACAUAUCCUAAACAUGCAUCUAAUUUCUCCUCUUCCACUCUUGCUAACAAAAUCUCACCGCUGGACCCGGAUGAGACUCAGCCAAAUCAGGCCUCUGCAGAUCUUCAUCUCUCAAAUGCCUUGUCCCUUAAAAAAUCUAGUCAAGUCCUUACGGCUGAUCAGCAAGAUAUAACAACAUCAAAUGCCACAACUAUAACAACAUCCCUCCCCCCAUCACCUCCAGUUGAUGCUGUUCCUCCUCAUCAUCCAUCUUUUCUUUUCACAGACGUUGAAACUGCAAUUCUUGCAGAUUCUUAUGAUACCCUUCUUGGCGUCUUUCAAAAACACACCUCGGACCCUAAUUUGGUCCCAGAUACUCCAGCUGUUGAGUACCUUCUCUCUUACCUCGCAACAAAGCCCCCAUCUUCUUCAAACGCGGUGGCUGCUCUCGAAGUUUAUUCUCUCGCUUUAACUCGCGGAACUACCCCAUCUACACCCAUAUAUUCUUCCAUCCUCUCUAUCCUCCUGGACACUGCUGAUAUUCUCUCAGCCCAAGAAUCUUCCUUCCUUUACACCCGCAUUUCUGCACGCCACGCUCCCACCCACCGUCGUCGUAACUCGCCACCUACUCUUCUCCCUUCCGUGAAUGCUACUCUAGACCAGUUUAAAUCAGCUGCCAAGUUUGCAAAACUCGCCCUCGACAUUUUUUCCGCAUCCAACACUGUUACCAACCAGAGCUACUCUCGUGAACUUUAUGACCACCUCCUCAGCUCAUGUGUCCGUUACCACCUUGAGGACAAGCUCUACUCUGUAAUUCGCGCUUACGAAUCUAAAAACUACAACCUCACCCCUCAAUCUUAUGAGCUCUUAAUCAAGGGUUAUGGUAACUAUGGCGAUGCCACUGCCGUCAUUGAAUGCUAUCGGUUCUACAAGUACAAUGCUUUCAGAUUUGAAGACAAGCGCGAAAUGCACGUUUAUGCUGCUCUCAUCACUGCCCUCUUCCAAAAUGACUGCGUUGCUCCUGCCCUAACCUUUUUCAAGCAGCUUUUAGAUUCUCGUGCUUCCUUCUCCUCUCGCUCAGAAGCUUCAGCUUUCAUCAAGUCUCUUGGUCCUGUCCUUUCCGCUAUUGUUCGCGGCUUUGCUAACAAUGGUGAUCUCAAAUCCUGCUGGACUUGGAUUCAAAAAGUUGAGGCUGAUCUCCAGUUCCCUGCCGUUGAUAUCCCGGCCCUAGUCGACUCGAUGUCAAAAGCUUGUGAUGCAAACAAAAUCAAGUUUGCCGAAAAGCUUUUUGACUACAUGGCCUCUCGCAAAGAUUCCGCUACUACCCCUGAGUUUAACACAUCUCGCUGUGAUAUUUUGGCUCUUGCUGUUCGUGCAAACACCCCUAAUCUUCUUAUGAAGCUCAUCAAAGAGUCUCAAGUCCGUGCUGGUGUUUGGGACAUUUCCACUCUUAUGGUUGUCUCCAGGUAUCUUAUACUUAUUGGUGAUGCCGAGCUCGCUAUCAAGGUCUUUAACCAACAAAGUUUCCGCUUGUCUCAGCAGCCUGAUUUCCAGGAUGCUCAAGCUACCGAGGCCUUUGCCGGUAUCUUAAACUCUCUUCUUAAGCAUGAUAUGCUUAACGUCAAAACAGCUCUUGAGCUUUCUAGAUCAGUCUUCUUUGGUCCUCGUUCAUUCUUUGACAACAAGGGUGGCCAAACAAUCUUAAAAACACUCUGGGAUAACUCUGUCGAUACCAUCCGCGCCGAUUUCCCCCUCAUAGACUCUUACAUUAUUUCUCUCCACCUUGUUUGGAUCGAUGCUUGCUCAGCUGACAAUUCCCUCGGCGGCCUUUCUAUUCCUUACCCACUCUUUGAUGAUCUCAAAGAAAACUUUGCCAAGUUUGUCCGUGCUCUGAUCAAUCAGAAAAAAGAGUUCCCCGUUCUUGGCUCAGAUUUCACUGGUGAUGUGUCCAAAGCUCUUAGUCUGCUUGGCGAUAAUGACACCAAGUGGCUAUGGCAACAGUUUUGUGAAACAAUCACUUCUCCUAAACCUUCCACUGCCGAGACUGCUACUGCCACAUCUGCAAGCCUUCCAUUUGAUGUUGAGCGUACUUCUGCCAUUGCUCUUGCAGCACAGUCUUCAACUACCCUCAUCAAGGCCCUUGAUGACCUUGAAGCUGCAGCUGCUGAGCAUAUCCUCAUUGGCCCUGAAGCUUACAUUGCUUUGAUUGAAAAUGCAGCUCUUGCUCGCUCCGCUGCAAUUAUCCAAAGCGUUUACAAAUGCGCAUUGACUGCGCUCCCACAUCCUUCAGAGCAUGUUGACGCUUGGGCUGCUUGGAAUAUGCUGCACCGCGCCAUUGUGGCUCGUGCUGCUGGUCUCGACACGGGACUUGCACGCGCCGCUUAUGCUCACCUUUUGGAAAUGGGCUCUUUCCCCUGCGUUUCUGGUUAUGCGCAGCUUAUUGCACGCGCUCCUAAGACUGCAGACUGUGCUGAUGAGCUUGCGCUUUUUGCCGAGGCCGCUGGCCGCCACGGCCUGGCGCUCAACACUGACAUUUACAAUGCCCUCAUGGGAAAACUCGCCCGCACCCCAUCUGAAGCUAAUCUGGCCCGUGUUAAGGAACUUUACAAGGACAUGGACGCUACUGGAGUCCGUAAAGAUGCUGCUUCCUAUGAAAUCGUGAUCCGUGCGUGUUGCCGCGCCGGUGACUUGGUUUCAGCCGAAUCUUGUCUAGAUGAUAUGAUGGCCUCUCCAUACCUCCAAGGCCCUACUCUUGCCCCCUUUAACGACAUGCUUGCUCAUUACGUCUAUACUACUCGUGAUCGCACUGCCGCUAUGAAUGUUUAUGAGCGACUCUUAGCCACCAGCCUUACUCCUUCCGAGCUUACUUACCGUCUUGUCAUUGACGCGCACACAAUGAUUGCUCCCGUUGAUCUCGACGCUGCUGACCGCGUUCUGCUUUCCAUUGUAGGCGCCAAGCGUGCUGUUUCUACUAAACAUUAUGCUUCGCUCAUCUUUGGUCGCGGUGUUGGUUUACGUGAUCCAGUAGCUGCUGAAGAGUUUUACGAUGCUCUCGUCGCCCACAAUCGUGUACGUCCCGAUAAGCAUAUUUUCCAUGCUCUUCUUGAGGCUCUUGUUGUUUCAGGCGCCGUGUCUCGUACAACCCGUGUCCUUCGUGAAAUGGUCAAGUACGGCGUUGAUCUCGACGACUCUUAUGCUGCCAACUUGCUUAUCCGUGGAUGGGCUCCUGUCAACAUUAUCAAAGCUAUAGGGCUCUUUGAGCACGCUCUUACCACCGGCAUUGCUGAUGAGAGCACAUAUGAAUCUCUUUUCCGUGCUCAUCUUUUCCAUGCAGAUUUCGCAGCUGCUGCUUCAGUCCUUGACGGUCUCGCUGGAGCUGUCGGCCAUCCUACCAGCGAGCUCGACCAAUUGCGUGCCCUUCUUGCCCAAUUCUCGGCUGCACCUGUUAACUUUGAAAAACGCAUGCAAAUGCUUUUCGAAGGUAUUUACCCUAACGGCGCUCCGCGCAGCGCUGAUGCUGUGGCCGUGGCCAUUGCGGGCCCGCAGCGCGGGCGCGUCAUUGCUCCGUCCUCCUCUUCGAUCUCACUAUCCACUCAGUCACCUCUUUUCACACCAUCUCCUAUUUCUCCAUCACUCGUUGACUAUUAA
This is a messenger RNA of Magnusiomyces paraingens, 4398 nucleotides long. RefSeq lists its product as uncharacterized. The record is from RefSeq and is a predicted model, not a curated record. NCBI's taxonomy places the organism in Eukaryota, Fungi, Ascomycota, Dipodascomycetes, Dipodascales, Dipodascaceae. The coding region runs from base 1 to 4398 and encodes 1465 amino acids. Gene Ontology annotation, molecular function: protein binding. The transcript has a single exon.